CUCCUCUUCACUCUGGAGACACAUCGAUUGUCCCUUGAAUUCUAAGCCAAGUCAAUCGGAGCCCCUAGCGUAUCCGUCCACGUAUGUCGUCACAGGUCUCUUUCUACACGGCCUCUUGAUUCGCAACGAGAUAUCCAUAGGGAAAUAUAUAUACUCAUAACCGACCAGAUAGUCUCGACCAUCACAUCACGACUAAAACCAUCCCCGAAUACGGCCAUUGCACCCCUUCCGACAACAUCCAGCACGUCCCACCCAACCCCUAACCAUGGCGAAAUCCGCCCGCCGGGCAGGCAAGGCAAAGGCCUCAACUACACCCUCCUCGUCAGGAGCAUCAUCUCCCAGCUCGCAGACAGGCCCUCUACCGCCAUUCAUGCGCGCUCCCUCUUCCCUCCAACCCUUCCUUGACAUACUCUCCCCGCGCGAAGUCUACCUCAUCCACGUCGACAACUCCCCACAAGAGAUGAAGAAACAAGCCUUCCUCGUCCCCGUCGUCCUCAACAUCGUCAUCGUCGCGAUCAUCGCCAUCCGAAUCUACAUGGUCCGCGAAGUCUACCCGGCCCUCUUCGCGACCCUAAUCGGCCUCACCUCCUCCAUGAACGUCGACACAACAACCAUGUCCUGGAGCGAGAUCGCCCAAACCAUCAUCCGCCGCACAGGCACCUUCCUCAUCGACUACUUCCUCCUCACCAUCUUCGUCUCCUGGCCCAUCCGCUUCAUCCAAGGCCCCGUCACCUGGCGCCGCCGCAUCGGCUUCCUGAACCGCGAGAUCAUCGUCCGCCGCAGCCAGCGCUCCCUCAGCGACACCCUCGAACGCAACCGCUGGAUCCGCGAGGACGACGCCGCCCGCGACAAGAUCGUCGCCGCCGUGACCCCCGACAAGCUCCUCAAAACGGGCUUCCUCCUCGUCGACGCAGACUGGGACCUCGACUACCCCGCCAUGGUUCGCGCCCACAACCUCGUCUCCUCCCCGCGCACCCGCAAAGACAACAACGACAGCAAGGACAAACCCAACAACCUAUCCCUCGACGACUUCCGCACCGCCGUCCUCGUCAACACCGACGCCGACGGCUGGCUCAUCUGGCACGUCGGCGACGAGAACGAGAUCUCCAACCCCAACUCUUCCUCCCCAUCUCCUUCUUCCCCGGCCGGCAAAGAGCGCUCCGCCCAGCGCGACCAGAUCAUCGCCUUCAGAGACCGUCUGUCCGCCCUCGGCAAAGAGGACCUCUUCUUCCGCUGGGUCGAGCUGAUCCAGUACGAGAGUACCCGUCCGGGCGGCUUCACGCCGGAACGACAGGCCUCCGCCAUGGAACAGGUGAAGCAGCUGUUUGAGGAAGCGGGUGUUGAUUUCUCCCAGUUUUGGGAUGAUGUGGGAGGUAUGGAGGGGAUGCCUGGGGAGGGGUUUGUGGAUCAGUUGGAUUGAUUUCAUCCCUUUCACCCCCGUAAUUAUCUCUUUUCCUUUUCUUUUUCUUGUUUACUUAGUUGUUGAUGGUUGCUUUUUUGGUUCUCUCGAGCGGCGUUGGGUAUAGGAACAUAUAUAAAUAACCUUACUGUCUAUCCCUCACUAGCAUUACAAUGAUAUAUAAU
Aspergillus campestris IBT 28561 is the source of this 1584-nucleotide messenger RNA. RefSeq lists its product as uncharacterized. Lineage: Eukaryota; Fungi; Ascomycota; Eurotiomycetes; Eurotiales; Aspergillaceae. The transcript has 2 exons. The record is from RefSeq and is a predicted model, not a curated record. Bases 266 to 1420 code for a protein of 384 amino acids.